ACAACACUUAUGGCGUGUACACAGCAUUAAAAGCCACAAGUUUACUUUCAUUUAAAUAAAGAAGCUAAAACAUUCAAGUGAAGAGCAUGACAGCGAAAAAGAAGGAGAAUCAAAGGCAAAUGAUGACAAAUGAUUCAGUGCAUCGGUGCGUGUGUCACAAGCGCACCAGUUUGGGACCCCUGUCGUUCCACUCAAAUGUGAACGGUCCUCUGAUUACGCUGAGUGACGGUGGGCGACGGGCGACCAGAGAUGAGUCGUCAUUUCGCCACGGUCUGGUGUUCAGCGCGCGACCGGUACGGAUCCGAGAGAAGAUGCGCCUGCGGGUCGAGGGCUCUACGGGGAAUUGGCACGGCUCGCUUCGGAUCGGUUUUGCCAAUGUUUUACCCGAGGAGACAACGUUACCCUCAAUGGCUGUUCCAGACUUAACCAACUCCUCCUCACUAUACGCAGCAGCGAUACUUCACGAGGACACGUGUUACCCAGGCUCAGAGAUGGAGUUCUGGAUCGACAGCUAUGCCAGAAUUUGCAUACGAAGUUCUGAUGGUAUCACCUACUGUCAGCCGACUGCUCUGAAUAUCCACUGGCCCAUCUGGGCGAUGAUUGACAUCUAUGGACAGACAACCGCAGUGGUGCUGCUUGGUUCCGAAAAGAAAGGUCUGCUAGGCACCUAUAGAUCUUGCCCCGCUCUGAAACACAAACACACUGAUGAUGAAAACUCUGUCUAUGGAAACAUCAAUAAAGAAACACUGGAAAGACUGAAGAAACCAAUGAGCAUGCAGAUCCAUGAGUCUGAUAACACAGGUACUGAAGCCUUUGACUCUGAAGACUGUGUAGUGUGUUGGAGUGAAAAGCCAAACACUCUUCUGAGCUGCGGUCAUAAAUGUGUUUGUACUCCAUGUGCAAUGAAGAUCUAUGAGAUGUAUAAGACGUGUCCUUUGUGUCGUCAGUGCAUACGUUCCAUCCAUUUUAGCUAGUGGCCACACCAGUUUGUUAUCCGCUUGUUAAGUUAUGACGUAAAAAUACCAUCUCCUGGUCCAAGCCUCCACUCGCUUCAUUAGGGACUACAAUCUCAACAGCCGUUUAUGAGCCAUAUUUAUUCAUAUCACACAUUUAAGCUAUAUUUUUAUAUAAACGUGUGGUUUACACUACAGUACAUUCUCCAAGCUCAGAAUGUCCCAGAGAACAAAACUAUAAUUAUUCAUAAAAGAUUCAUUGCUUUUUGUCCAUCUAGGAUUUCAGUAUGAGAUAAAGUUUUUUUUAUGUGUGCACUGUGAGUGUUUAUACAGUUGCUUAAUUUGCGUAAGGCAUCUGAUGGAGCAUUUGGACCCAGAAGUUGAUGUCAAACUUAACAAGCAGAUUGGUUCAUGCACGUUUCAGUGCUGUGGUUAUGUUAUGUAGAGGUUUGUCAUUGUACCCUCCACAUGCUGUACCUCUGUAUUAUUACCUCUGGUUUGUAAGUCACUUUGCAUAAAGGGAUCUGCACAAAUUAUUUCACAGUUUACAUGUUUAUAUGAAUACUAUAUACUAUGUAUACCAUAAUGAACAUAUAAAGACUAAAUGUAAAUAUUGUAUGUAAAAAUGUUGAUGUCUAUGUUUGGAUUACAAAAAUGUGUUUAUUGAAAGUUAAUUAAUAUAUAUUGUAGCAUAACAGUGUAAAUAUGUUUGCAACACUGGUUUUACACUUUUGUAUUAAAUACAUUUUUUGUACAUACAAAAAACACAAAUCAUGUAAAAAUCAUGUGAUCAUGUUACACUCAAAACUCAAUUCAACAAUGCAGUUUUUGUACCAUUUUUUCAUUGUCUAUUAAAGUUUUAUA
This is a messenger RNA of Paramisgurnus dabryanus, 1817 nucleotides long. Its product is annotated as E3 ubiquitin-protein ligase NEURL3-like. The record is from RefSeq and is a predicted model, not a curated record. Gene Ontology annotation, molecular function: ubiquitin protein ligase activity. Gene Ontology annotation, cellular component: early endosome. Gene Ontology annotation, biological process: ubiquitin-dependent endocytosis. NCBI's taxonomy places the organism in Eukaryota, Metazoa, Chordata, Actinopteri, Cypriniformes, Cobitidae.